Molecule: messenger RNA, 10141 nt
Organism: Leucoraja erinaceus (little skate)
Lineage: Eukaryota; Metazoa; Chordata; Chondrichthyes; Rajiformes; Rajidae
Gene: jmy
Product: junction mediating and regulatory protein, p53 cofactor
Exons: 10
Coding region: 338-3028 (896 amino acids)
Biological process (GO): 'de novo' actin filament nucleation; intrinsic apoptotic signaling pathway by p53 class mediator; Arp2/3 complex-mediated actin nucleation
Cellular component (GO): cytoplasm; nucleus
Molecular function (GO): Arp2/3 complex binding; transcription coactivator activity; actin binding
Source: RefSeq, a predicted model, not a curated record
CAUAGAGAGAGGAGGAGGAGGGGGUUCCAACGGCACGCGGCUGACGCGACGGUUUGUAAACAGACGCUGACACGUGAUGCGAAGAGUCCCGCAUUGUCUCGGAGAUCUUUCUGGAGAGCGGCAGCAACAACAACAACUUACCGCCGCCGAGUAGCGCCACGGCCGUCCACCGAUGGCUCUGGAUGGUGGAGCACUCUGAGCUGCAAGGAGAAGAAGAAGAAGACGGAGGUGGUGGUGGCGGCGCAACCCUUUCGACCAAGAUGGCUGGUCCAGCUCCCAACUUGUAACGGAUGAGGAUCGUGCUGCCUUGUUCUCCAGCCAUCGGACGGAGUAGACGAUGUCGUUCGCCGCGGAGGACAACUUGGAGUCCGACUGGGUGGCCGUCCGACCCAACGCCUUCGACGAGAAGGUAAAACACAGGUUUGUUUUCAUCGUGGCCUGGAAUGAAGUGGAAGGAAAGUUUGCCAUUACGUGUCACAACAGGACGGUGCAGAGGAAGAAAAUCGGGGCCCGGGACCAUGGUGCAAGAGGAGAAGAGGAGGUCCAGGUGCCACAGGACGUCCUGGUCAAGAGUCCGGUUCGAUCCUCUGCUAGGGUCAAGAGUCCAUCUCGGAAAGUGGUUGGGGCCAGAAGACCAUCUCGAGGAGGGACCAGCAGCAGGAGUCCACCUCCAGGAGAAACUGGAACCAAGAGUCGAGGGGUUUCUGAGAUCCCUUUGGAAGAUGGCAAAGUGGUAGACCCUACCCUUACUCAAGAUUCUGAUCAAGUGGACCGGGAUCAAGAUAAAGAUGUUAUGGACCUGGAUGACAGCAGUUGGGCUGGACUGUUCUCCUUCCAGGAUUUGAGAUCUAUCCAUCAACAACUUUGUGCUGUCAAUUCAGAGUUGGAGCCUUGUUUACCGAUAUUUCCUGAAGAGCCUUCUGGGAUGUGGUCAGUGCUGUUUGGAGCCUCUGAAGUGAUUGAUGAAGAGAUGGACGUGCUUUGCUACCAGCUUCAAGUUUAUCUUAGCCAUGCUCUGGAUAUUUGUGGAUGGAAAAUCCUCUCUCAUCUCUUGUUUACUGAAAAUGACAACCCAGAUGAGUAUUAUGAGAGUUUGAGUGAACUGAGGCAAAAAGGAUACGAAGAGGUACUGCAGAGAGCGAAAAAACGAUUACACGAGCUGCUGGAGAAACACAAGAUUACAGAUGCUAUGGUGGAACUGUUAGAACUGUACCAAGAAGAAGAUGAUGCUUGUGCUGCUUUGUCUGAAGCAAUCACAGAACUCUAUCAAUAUCUACUGCAGCCGUUCAGAGAUAUGAGAGAGCUGGCCAUGCUGAGACGUCAGCAGAUAAAGAUCUCACUGGAGAAUGAUUAUCUUGGGCCACGCAGAAUUGAAAGUUUGAAGAAAGAAGACUCGGAUUGGCAAAGAAAAGCCCAAAGAGCUGUGCUGUCUAUACAGGAUUUGACAGUGAAGUACUUUGAGAUCACAGCCAAAGCUCACAAAGCUGUAUAUGAUCGGAUGCGUGCUGACCAGAAGAAAUGCGGGAAAGCAGCCUGGGCCAUAGCAGUGGGCAGAAUGGAAAAGCUUCAAUAUGCGGUCGCAAAGGAAACCCUGCAGCUUAUGCGAGCCAAAGAGAUUUGUUUGGAGCAGAAAAAGCGGACACUUAAGGAUGAAAUGCAGAGCCUUCAGAAUAGCACCGAUGCCAUUGCAUGGCUGGAUCGGCUAGAGGCUGACUAUUACGAUAUACAGCUUCAGUUGUAUGAGGUGCAGUUCGAGAUCCUGAAAUGUGAGGAACUAUUGAUAACAGCACAACUUGAAAGCAUUAAGAGGCUCAUUACAGAGAAACGAGAAGAAGUUGUUUACUAUGACACCUACGAAAGCAUGGAAGCCAUGAAAUCAACAGACAUGGCUUCGUCAGUGCUCCCACAGAAAGUGGAGCUGGUGAAACUGCAGCAGAAGGUGCGUCAGCUUGAGGCUAGACGUAGUCGCAUUUCAGCCAAGAAAGCCUACCUCAGAAACAAAAAGGAGAUUUGUAUUGAAAGCCACAACGACAAGAUGAAGCAGCACAAACAAAGUGAAGAUUACAAAUCCCGUAGUGCAGAGCAGCUGAUGCAUGAUCAACAACAGGAGGAAGACAGAACUAAUAAAUGGGUUUGCCAAGAGCGGCAGAAAACAUUGGAUAGAUUGCGAAACUUUAAACAGAGACAUACUGGGCAAGUUGUACUUAAAUCGACAAGACUGCGAUUCACAAAUAUCAGAAGGAGAGAUAAUACUGGUUCGGUGGCUUGUGCCGGCAAAGAUCAAACACUGUCUCUUCCUGGAACCUUAAAACUACAAGAAGCUGCUGAGGAAACCUCACUUACAGAAAAGGGCACAAAAUCCACUGGAGCAACAGAAUUGGAAAGCAGAGCGCAAAAACAGGAGACUUUGCAGACAGAAGAGGAUUUGUUGCAAGCUGUUCCGAGCCCGUGUGCGGAAAAGUCCAGUGACAUUGAUGUCGUGCCUCCACCACCUCCACCUCCGCUGCCAGCUCCACCGCCACCACCAAUGCCAGUGUGUGAGGAACCGCCUGAGACUCAGCCUCAAGUGGAGAAAUCUGCUCAGCCCGGUGACUGCAAAGAAAUAUCGCAGAGCUUCAGUUUACCAACACCCCAGUUGUUUGAUAGCAAGCAGUUACUAAAUGCCAGAAAAAAAUUAAAGAAAACUGCAUCGAGUGAUGAACUGAAAAAACAAAGAGUGAGCUCACCGAUGGAUGAAGUCCUAGCUUCCCUGAAGCGGGGUAGCUUCCAUUUGCGAAAGGUUGACCUACGCUCUUUGCCUCCAUUUCCAGGUGAAGAUGACAGCAAUAAUAUACUUGCACAAAUUAGGAAAGGAGUGAAGUUAAAAAAGGUUCAGAGGUUUGCCCUGAGAGCGGCAUCCAUAGAUCUGCAUGAUGCGGAUCCUCUAACACGCAGCAUCCACGAGGCGUUGAGGAGAAUUAAAGAGGCAUCCCCCGAAUCAGAUGAUGAUGAGGACGAAGGUCUACCAUAUGCGGAAUGGGACAACUAACUCCUUGGCCAAGGCUUUCUACAGCAUACAUUUUUAAACAUAACCUCUGGUUCCUCCAAUGUGCUGUUCACUUUUGAUGGUCCUGUAGAUGAGUGGGUGGUCCCUGUUUAAUAGCGAGGUGUCCCCCUUGAACUUGUGCCUAAUAUGGAGUCAAUUCAUGUCUACACUAAUGGGCACUAUUUCCACUAGCAGAUGGAAAGUUUUGUGGCAUUGGUCUGGUCAAAUGAUACUUUUUGUUAUGACUGAGUUGUUCUCGUGUCCAUUAGAUUUACAUGCAUAUUCCCGCCAUUAAUAACUGUCGAUACUAACUGAAGAGGACCAAGAAAAUAAAUUAAUUGGUUUUAAAAAUAAAGCUCCAGGUUUCCUACUGCACAUUAAUGAAAAGUACAGUUUGACCUGACUCAAAUACUAAUUUGGUACUUAAAUUACCAAAGUCUUGUUUUAAUAAUCUGAAUCCUAAAGAAUAUUUCUGUACAUCAGCAAAAGUAAAGAACAACAGCGUAUUCAAUCACACAAAGUGUUAAUACAGGAUUAUUAUUGAAUUUUAUUGCAUUAAUGCUUUGGAGCCCAAGUCAGCCUUCACAAAAGUAUAUUUGAAUGACUUGCCAACUUUUUGAUCAAGGUAAUUGCAAUAAUUGGGACUAUAACAUUUUAGUAGUAAGUACAAUAACUAAAAUAGUAAAAUAGGGUUAGAAAGUAAAAUAAUUUAUUGCAAAAUAAUAAUUUUACAGUAUUUAAUAGUUACGUAGCACAAUAAUUUAAAGACAUAUUUUUGGUCUAUUAAUUUGAUCAAAUAAGUUGCAGAUAGACUGACUUCUGUUGAAAUUAUCCAUAUAUGUACAAAGUGAUUGCCUUAUGCAUGUCUGAAAGAUUUAAAGAAAUUUAAGGGAAAAGUUUGUCUGUUGCAUCAUACAUUUGACUGAUAAUUGGAUGUCUCCUGAGUAUUUUAAGACUUAAAUUUAGCCUGAAGAGUUUGAUUUGCCUUGUCUUGUCUCCAACAUUCAAAUUUGGCUGAAAUUAUAUAAUGGAUCUCAGCCACUAACCUAGUUGCAUAUGGAAAAUUGCAUGGCUCAAGAACUAGAGGUAAUGUCUGCAGGAAUAGUUUAAAUGUGGGAAUCACGUUCCCCUUUUGUAAUGGAAGACAAAUGCGCUUAAAUAGCAUCUGAAGUACCACUAGAUUUGUGUAUGUCGUAAGCUAAAAUAUCAAUUUUCUUGGCAUAUAUACAUAAUUAUUUUGGAUAUCUAUUCAGGGAGACAUUUUCUUUGCGACUUAUAUGGGGCUGAACCCACAAAUUAGUGUUUUGCCUCUCAGUUUGGAAAUGGGGGGGGGGGGGGGAGAAGAAUGUGGCAUUAUUACACUUAAAAUAGUCGAGUUUGAUCUAAAAAAAAUCAUUCAGCAUUUUGGCAAUACAAAAAGAAAACAACAGAGCAACGAAACAUUCAUCAUUCAAAUAGUGCAGAAUUAAAUUGUUCUUGAAAACGAGGGUCUCGUUUAAAUUUAGAUUUUAAUUUAUAUUGAACUUGUAUUUGUUGUAUUUAUUACAAGUACAUUGUAGACUUUGAGGAAGGAAAAUUGGGAUAAUUAUCCCCACCCCUCAUAAGAUUUAGUUGUUUUCUUCCUUGGGCCAACAUCAUCUAAGGGUUUGGGAGUUCCACAUGCCUGGCAUGUACCUUGGUGUGACCAGUGUUGGAAAACAAGAAUCUUUGACCACCCUACAAGUUUACAGUUUCACCAGUAGUUUAGUACAUUCUAACCACAUAGUUAACAAUGGGCAAAAUGCCAUGACGAUCAGAGAGUUAGUUGGACCAGUAGAAAAUAAGGCAUUUAUGAAUAAAAACCUUCCAGUAAGUCAAUGACUCACAGGUGAGGAAACUAUCAAGUAAAACUGUGCCCGGGCAUUCCUCAGUCGCUAUGAAUUCCAACCCAAAUAUCAAACUGUUGUCACAUCGUACCUUUUAAAUGCACUGAUCAAAUAUACCCUAAAAUGAAAUUGAAGAAUAUGUAACAACUUCUGAAACAAUAUGUGGAUAUGGAAGUAUGUUUGUGUGUCUUUUACACAUGUACCAUGCAGAAUGCAUUUUGCAUCAUUUUGUAUUUUUGAUCAAUGCAUGCUUUUGUAUUAAUUAUUUGAUCAUUUUGCUGCAUAAAAGUGUCUUAUAAAGGAGCAGUUAUUUAUGUUCACAAGCAUGAGUAUGCGAAAAAGAAUUUGCUUGUUAAAUCAGGUUUUAUUUUAUUUGUAACAAAGCCUGAAGAAACUUUGUUUAUAAUGUAUUUUUAAAUGCAUCCCUGGCACUGUGGCAAGAAUCUAACCUUCUCGAGGACUUGUUGAGUUUUAUUGAAACCUUUGUUUACAUAAUUCCAGGAUAAUCCUCUUUAAGAGGAGAAAAGAAAGUAAAGUACUCAUUUCUGAGAUGUGAUGAUGAGUAUCUUGUAUGGGAUUAUUUCCCAAAAGAUGACUUUGCUUUAUUCAAGUCGAUAAGAUUCUGUUUGAAAGAGCCCGUGUCUCACCAAGUUGACAGAUAAAGCACAACUAUUACAAUAUUGUAUUAAAAAAGGCCGCAAGUUAUUUUACUCAAUUUGAUCAAUUGAGGCAUUGUACAAUAUUUUUUGCAUGCUUUGUAAUACUAUAUUCAAUUUGGUAAAAGAGUUUGUGCAAUUAUCCAGGGCUAAGAGAAACACAAGCCCUUCAAUGUUGAAAUGUCAUCCAGAAUUGGGACGAAAAACAAAAUAUUAGCAGCGUACAAUGUGCAUGAAUUACAUUUGACAAAUUGAGUAGGGAAAGGGGAAGAAAUUCAGCCAGUUUCAUGAUUACAUCUUGAUCAUCCAAGGGAUAAUUUGCAAUGAUAAAUCUAUUCUCUAAAAUUUAGAUUUAAUUAUAAUGACUGCAUAAUGUGACUGCAGGCAGCACAUAAUGCUGAAUUAUUGGGCUGCUGAUUCAGAUGCUUUGGAAAUAUUUAUAACCAUUUUGAAGUCGUCCAGUGAUAUGGUUUAUUUACAUGAUGUUUUCAGGUACAAUGUUCAUUGGUUGUUUUAACUUCCAUUCUAACUAAAUUUAAGAGCUUUUUGCUUGUGGCUGUCAUAUCAGCUCAUUUUUGUGACAUUGGUAUUUUUAGUAACAACAAUUUCUUCAGCUAUUAGUAAUCAGCAGCCCUUGAGUGAUGUACAAUUUGAGUUUUGGGGUGAUACCUGUUAACCAAUGCAAAAAUAACAAACUGACAAUGCAUAAAAGUAGCAAACUGCAACGGGGAAACUGCUUAAAUAAAUGAUAAAUCUGCAGCAUUAAUAUUUUCACACAAGUAAUGGUGAUUUUAGUGAACACCUUUCCCCAUUAAUAUUUCAAUCUUUCCCCAUUAGUUUUGCAUGCAUUUGCUACUUUGAAAUGUGAUUGAUGUCAAUGAAUUAGUCAGUAAAAGACUCUGAAGGAAAAUUCUAGGAAUGGAUUUUGAGUUCCCUAAGUCCAUAAUUACCAGUUGCUCACAAGCGUGAUGCACUACUGAAUGUCAUGUUUGAAAUAGACACAAAAUGCUGGAGUAACUCAGCAAGUCAGGCAACAUCUCUGGAGAAAACGUGUGAAAUUAUCCAUUGCCGCAUUUCAAAUGUCUUGGUACAAAUGAAUAGUGCGUCUGAAUAUCCAUGUUUCCAUAAUGUCUUUUAAUAGAUAAGUUCUAUACUUUACAUAUUGCUUUCAUGAAGGUAUCUGUGAGUGACCUGGUCAUGACUACGUCAUUAUGUCAGAAGUAGAAUUUAUUGUUCCUUAUAAUCAUUAACAUUAUUUUAUUAGUAUAUGUCCAGCACAGUUUGGUUGCAUAUUACUGCCAGAGCAGUGGUCUGAUGAAUGAGGUUUGGUGUUUUUUAAUGUUGUGGGCUUUUGCUAUGGAAGAAUUUAGAAUGAGCCAUGCACCGUGUACUCAUUUUCUAAAGGCAGAGCAAACUGUUAUGAUAUGUCAUCAUUGGCAUCAAUCAUGUUAUAAAAAUCUGGGAAUUGUGGCUUUGAACUAGGUAGUCACAUAAGCAUUUUAUAAAUCAGAUUCACUGGACAAAAAAAACAUGGUUUAAAGUGGGGAAGAGCCAAAUUUAAGAUUGGUAUUUGGUAAUUGUUUAAACAAAGCUUGACAAACAUGGAAGUAUUUUUUAGGAUGGUUUAAUGAAUUGAAAAACUAUGGACCAAUUUACGGAAAUACUGGAUGUGACGGUGGAAACUGUGUUCUUUAAGAAUCAAUGAAAUAGGACGAAUGACAUUCUUUUUAAUUAUCUGAAGCAAUACAAUGAAAUGUCCAACACAUUACUGGUCACUGGACAUUAGUACAUGAAGAAGAGAAUUGAUAAAAUAUCCUCAAGUUACCAUGCAUUUGUAUGUUCAGCACUAAAUUCGGUUUAUAUGUAGGUCUUUUUCUCAAAAAGGUGGUGAAUUAUUUCAGCUGCAUGUGUCGGGCAAUUAUUUGCAUCCUGAAGUAUUCAUGUUGUAAACGUAGUUCAUUCUAAUCUAAUAAUUUAUUUAUUUGGGGUUCAUCAGUAUUCUGAAAAACACUUGUUAUCACCUGGAUGUUAUGCUAUUAGAAUUUUGUAAGAGAUAAUGUGAUUUAAAAUAUCCAGUGCAUGCCUGUAAUUUUCUAGAUUACAUAUGAUGUGUUUAGGCAUGAUUUGUUCUCCAAGAACCAGUUAUCACAUCUCUUCAAGCAACGGAUUAGACUAAAGUUUAGGAAAGUUUCCACUUCGAUGCUGCUCAGUAUUUGAGGAUGUCUCCAAUUUUAGUGUUUAUCUGUUCGGACUUUUUUUAUUGUACAUUAGUAUGAUGUGUGGCUUAACUUCAAAAGUGCUGAUUCCACAGUUUAUUUCAUUGGGGGCGGAGGGAAAGCAGAUGUAGACCCAGUUGUGUGUUGGAAUCACACUAAAGAUGUGCUGUUAAAUUGGACACUACUUUUGAUGGAAUUCUGUAUUCAUUAUCACUUUUACCAACGAGCAAACAAAAUGACUCAAGAACUAUGCUCGUGGUAUUUUAGAUUCCAGCAGAACAUAUUUUUAUCUCAUAAUCUAAGCCUAAAGAUAUUGAUUAGAAUCAUGGUUAUUUAUUCAGAAUCCUGACAUACUGAAAAUAUGAUUAGGCAAAUGAUCAUGCCUUGAAGGAGUGUGCAGUGAAAGGGUUUUUGGAUAAGUUGAAACCGUGUAGUAAUGCAGAUGCACGUUACAAUCAAUUUUGGAACCAAACCACAGGGAACGUAAGGAAAGAAGGGACCAUGGGUUCGCUGUUCCUCAAAAUCAGUGUGAUUUAUUCCUGUUGUAUAAACUGACAUUUAUUUAAAUAAUUUAAGUGAAAUAACCUCAUGUAGUAAGUGGAAAGUUGAGACCAGAGAGAUAGAGAGAGAGAGAGAGAGAGAGAGGUGAUUGUGGUUGGCAAUGAGAUGAAUCCACCCAGAACUAAAGAUCUCUGUAUGAGCCUAGCCUUCUGCUAGGCACCUAACAAUUUGUGGUGUUAUUGUUUUGAGGAUUUACAUUUUUUUGAGAUUUUAAUCGUUAUAGAAACAAAACGGUGAAAAGAUUUCUAUUAAUGUGAGUUUAACAGAAAUAUUUUGCAUCAAGAUGCAAAGUUAUUUUGGCUUCAUAAUAUAAACUUUAUACAGAGUCUACAUGAGUAAGUGUGGAAGAAAGUAUGAUGCACGUUUAUGAUGGGUUUGAAUAUGCAUUAUACUCAGAAAAUAGCAGUGGAUGUGCAUAAAAUAGGUUGGUGAAUGAUUUUCUCCACCCUCUUCGGGCAGUUGAUGCUUUAGUGUUGAAAAUGAAGAAUGAGUUGUAUUGCUGAAAUAAAAUGCAACCACACAUUUUAUUAUUUUUCUCUUUCAAAUAAUCAGAGUAUUUUAAGUCUCCAUUCCAAAAGCAGCAUCUAUGUAAAUUUGAUUUUAAUUUCUUUUUAAAUUGCUUGCUUGAAAUAAUACUGAAUGAUGUGAUAAUUUCCAUUAUUUAGACCAGUUUUAUGAGCUGAUAAGAUAAAGAGCUUUACAGUUAUUGCCACAAGGGAACCAAGCUGGGAGUACAAGUCACAAGUUUGGAGCAUAACUUUGAUGCUCUUGUCUGAUCUAUGUUCCUACGCAUGAUCAUACCUUUAAAGAAAGAACAUUCUCUUGGCACUUUCUACAGUCGUUGACUUAAACCAAUCAAGAUCUUGCUCUAGGUGUUUUGUUGGGUCACUAAGUAACACAAAAUGUCUUCCCUUGACUGACAAUUACAAUUUUUUAAUAAUGAACCUAAACUUGUACCUUAAUCACUGUAAUGCAAUAAUUCUACUAAAAUUGUGGCAUUUGUUAAUUUUACAGAAAUCUCCUUUAGACAUAAUUGAAAAGUCAUUUGAUACGAGUUCUCUUUGUUUGCUUUUAAAUGUAGUUGGAGUAGGAAUCUUGGUGUGCUUUCUCUGUCCCCCGUUUUGUUUUAGAUGUAUUCACAAAGCAUAUACUGUGUUGUCAUGUUGUCUCAUCCCAAAAUUAAGCUGCAAUUCAGCCCAAGGUUUAACAUAGUUUUUGUUUUGCACUUACUAUAUAAAUAUAUACUCUAUGUCGAGAAAAGGUCUACUGCAUGGUGUGGUUCUACACCGUGCUUGUAUUACCCAAGUGAUGGCAUUUACAAAUCGAGCCACUCAGAAACUGUAGUUUGCAGAAGCAAAUGGGUGAAGGAAAAGACUGACGAAAGACUGACCUUGUGCAAUAUUUGAAUUCACUCAACGAAGAAACACACUAGCACAAUGUUUUAACUUUAUGACAUUUAACAUAUUUAAAGCAAAUUGUAUUCUGAAACAGUUAUAACUAAAACCCAUAGUACGUAAUAUUUUAAUAAUCAAAUAAUAUUUAUUGAGCAACUUAAAUAUAAAAUGAAUCUUGAAACUUUAAGGAGUCACAGCAAUAUGAAAUUUAAAAAUACCUGCUCUAAUUGUCUUCAUUUAUCCUAUGUCCUUGACAUCUGUAUUUUACAUAGAUUAUUUAAUCUUGGUAUUAUGUUCUACUUUAUUAUUUUUACUUUAUGUUUAAGGCUAAAGUCCUCACAUACUGUAACCACCCUUUUAACAUUGCGUUCACUGUUUUGGUGCUGAAAUCUUGUUUCAUUCAAUAAAGUAUGAUAUUUAAUUU